AUGUUUACGGUCUUAGAUAAUACACGAGACUCUGUGGCAACAAGACAAAGUUUACUUGAAUCUCUAUUACGUGAAUGUCAACAAACAAAUCAGCAAUCACUUAAUCAAUUAAUUGAUUAUUAUUUUCAAACAGAAUCACCAAAUGCUCUUCUAUUAAUUAAACAAUUUAAUGAUACAGGAAAAGAACAAUCCAAAAUUCUGAUCGAACAUCUAAAUACACAAGGCUUAAAACAAUGUAAUCGUCAUUCCAGUAGUGGUGUUAGUAGUGAAUUACACUCACAUGAAGAGCAAGAAAAAGUUGCUCAUAUUAUGAAAGUCUUUCGUAUUUUAUGUUUAAUUAUUCAUAGUCAAGUAUCUUGUUUACCAACACUUAUUAAAGAUAGUCAAGUACUUCCAAAUUGUCUUAAUACAAUUACAAAGAGUAAAGAUGAUCCAAAUGUCUUAGCACAAGCAUGUUAUUUUUUUGCUGCCUUAACUGCAAUACUACCUGGUGAAAUUGUUCAACAAACAGAAUCAAUUCUGAAUAUAUUUAAAGCAACAUGCAAAUAUCUUUUUAAACAUUUAACGUCACUUCGACAACUUUCAAUUCAAACAAAUUCUCAUUCUCUUGAAAAUGUUCAAUUAUGGAUUGUAAAUCAGUCGGCACAUGCAUUGUUUUACACACUUUAUACAGUAUAUCCAUGCAAUUUUUUAUAUUAUAUUCAACGUGAAUUUCAACGAAAUGAUAGCCUUGAUGUAUUUGAACAUAUAUUUAUGCCGAUGUUUCAACGUGUUCGUUUUAAUCCACGUCUUAUUGAUAGUGAUCGUAAACGUGAAUUAGAAAAAAUUAAACGUUCGAGACAAUAUUCAUGUAAUAUUAUUUAUGAAGCACGAAAACUUUCACUUGAUCCAUUAUUUGGAAGAGAAUCACCAGGAGCUGAUAAUUGGAUGCAUCAAGAAAUGAAAAGAAUUUUACCUUUCUAUAAUUUUAAACGACAAUCUCCAGCUAGAUCAGUCGAUCAAUUAUCUGAUGGACUUCGAAAUACAAUAGACAUGUCUAGUCCACCGGAAAAUAUUUCAAAACGGUCUAAUAGUUCACCACUUCAAAAAUUCAAAGAAAAGAUCAAAUCUUAUCUUCGUCCAACACCAUCACCAAUUCCAACAAUAACAGUUUCAACAACGGAUACUACUACAACAACUACGAAAACUAAUAAUACACUAUCUAUUCCGAAUGUUUCUUCUUCUGUUUUAUCAUCACCAUCAUCACCAGCACUUGGAUCAGACAUGCGGGUUGUUAAAACAAUGCCAGAAUUACAAAGUAACAAUGAUCUGUCAGCAUUAUCUUCAUCAACUCCAAAUACUCAACGUUCUGAUCAACAACAACAAAUAUUUGUCAACUCAGUUAUUAAUAUAAUUUCAACGGUUUAUGAUCAAAAUUUACCAUCUCACUGGAGAAAAAUUCUCGGUCGUUACGAUCCAAAUCUUCUUGUUGUUUUAACACCACAACGUCAAGCAACUUUUUAUUUUUCACCAUCUGAACAUAGUCUCGAUAAUCAACAACAACAACAGCAACAACAAGAAACAUCACAACAACAAUUAGAUGAUAGUUCACCAACAUCAGUAAAUGAAAAACGACAACGAUGUGCAUCCGCAUCUUGUGCUACUAGUCAACAAAUUCAUUCACCUGUUCUUGCUGCACCAACAACCUCAACUGAUGAUAUUUUACCUCGUACACAAUCACUUUCAACAAAACAACGUACUCGACAUUCAGCUUUAGUAUCGAUAACAGAACCGUUUUAUCAAAAACAUUUUCUAACAAAUCAAACUCAAUAUGAAGAAGAUGACAAUGAUGAUCAUGUGCUUAUUGAUCAAAAAUCUUUUAUUGAUCCAUGGUCAAUUCAGAUACCAUCUGAAUUAUAUAUUUGUUCAGAAACAAAAAGUUCUAUUAUUGAUGAAUUAACCUGGAAUGAUCAUGACUUUAUUUCCAUACCACAUUUUGAUUUUAAUGACAUUGUUACAAAUAAUUGUUCAUCUAAUGAACUUAAACAAUUUGACCGUUUAUAUAAAUGUCAUUCAUGUUAUGAACUCUUUUUGACCGAACAAUAUAAACAAAUAUGGGAACAUUUAUGGACAAAACAAAAAGCACAUCAAAAACACCUCAGUGAACUUCAAACAACACAUGCACUUAUGAAUACGCUUCGAGUUGAAGUUCAAAGUCAUCUUACGGAUGAAAUUAAUAUAUAUGAAAACAAUUCAAAAUGUCUUUCGGACGAAAAUACUUUAUUAGGCGGAAAAGUUGUUGAAUUAGGAAAAGUCACAUCUCGACGAAAACAAACUUCUGCAAAUGAAGAAAAAAAUAAUGAAAUGCAAGAAUUAGAGAAAACAUACGAACCACUUCGCAAAAUUGUCAAUAAUGAAACAUUAAAAUUAAAUAAUCUUUACACUGAAUUAGAUGAUAAUGAAAACGAAACAAAAUUAGCUGGUGAACGUUCAGAACAAUUGAAGCUUAUUACACAAAAUAUAACACAUCUUAAUGAACUCAAUCAACAACUUGAAUGUCAAUAUUUACGAUUUACCGAUGAUCUAUCAAUGACUAUAUAUAAUCCUUUACUGCCUUCUCAUCUUACUAAAGAAGAUGAUGAACAACUUCAAUUUAAAUCAACAUCAUCGACAACAACAAAUGGACAUGAUGAAACAAGUGAAAUAGAUUCAAUUUCUUUCACUGAAGAACAUCAACAAGAAAUCGAUGAUUUACAACAACAACAAGAUGAUGAAUCACUUGAAAAUUAUGACCAAUUACUUAGUGAUAUAAUUGCAAUGUUAACAAAUCAAAACACGAGUAAUGAUUUAACUGCAGUAGAUAUUGAAAACAAAGCAUAUGCAAUUCUUCUUGAAUAUAUGGAAUCUAAACUAAACAUGCAGGUAUGA
Molecule: messenger RNA, 2907 nt
Organism: Rotaria sp. Silwood1
Lineage: Eukaryota; Metazoa; Rotifera; Eurotatoria; Philodinida; Philodinidae
Source: the annotation of a GenBank genome assembly